AUGGCAACUUACAACCCAUGUUCAAGUAAUCAAAGGGGUGCCGUGCCUAUGCUGUGUCUUAGGGAGCCUUUGCAUAAUUCGUAUCCCGAGACACCAAUUUUGCCAAGCAAUAUGACAUUGUUGUAUAUGAACUCUGGUUCAUAUUCUGAAGCAUUACCUGGAAAUUCUCAGCAGCAAAGCAAUUGCUUUGUGGUUCCAUCACCGUCAGUGGGUGCUUCAAAUUCCACAGCUGAGCAGCAAGAAAUAUUGGCUAAUAUUGGUGGAUACCAAAUUGGGGUUCAUGAUUUCAGUGCAUGGAGGGAGGGUAGAAGUGAGAUGUUAGUCAGACAAUCUAUAGAUGGACAUAACUUGCAGGGCCAGGGAUUAUCUUUAAGCCUUGGAACCCACAUGCCCUCCGGAAUUCAACUGCCUUCUGUCCAUGAUAGGAAUCAUUGCUCAAAUCUUGAUUCGUUUUUGGGUGCAAAUCCAUCACUUUCAGCCAACGAGAUCUACCAAAAUGGCUCCUCUAGACAUUCUGAAAAUUUUCCUCCUGUGUUACCUGAAGCUAGUCAUGAUUUGAACAAAGCAGAUUUUUCAUUUCCUGGAAUUUCCAGUGUUGGAAGAACGGUUCCUACCUCCAAAUAUCUCAAGGCAGUGCAACAACUGCUUGAUGAAGUUGUUGAUAUCCGACAAGCUAUUAAAAGACCUGAAACGAGAAGUCACGGAACACAUGAGAACUCUCCGAAGAAUUCCAAGGAGGGUGGUGAGCUCCUAGAAAAUGAACGGCCUUCUGCAACUGGUGUGCCAAAUUCUCAAGUCUCAGCCAGCAACUCUUCUUGUGAGCUUUCACAUGCUGAAAAACAAGAUCUGCACAAGAAGUUAGCAAAGCUUCGGUCAAUGUUGGAUGAGCACGAUAGUCGUGUUCAUGAUUUCAGCAGUGGUUUAAGCACCUUAAAGUAUGAAAAGGAAAUAUGUCAACGUGAUAUAAGUGCAAAUUCUGGAUCUACUUCCAGCUCUAGCGUGCUGCAAUGGGGUGUGAAAGAAGGAAUUUAA
Vigna angularis (adzuki bean) is the source of this 1032-nucleotide messenger RNA. Its product is annotated as BEL1-like homeodomain protein 6. Bases 1 to 1032 code for a protein of 343 amino acids. The record is from RefSeq and is a predicted model, not a curated record. Lineage: Eukaryota; Viridiplantae; Streptophyta; Magnoliopsida; Fabales; Fabaceae. The transcript is spliced from 2 exons.